Messenger RNA from Phyllotreta striolata, 6330 nucleotides. NCBI's taxonomy places the organism in Eukaryota, Metazoa, Arthropoda, Insecta, Coleoptera, Chrysomelidae. The record is from the annotation of a GenBank genome assembly.
AUGGGUAAAAGAUUGCAACCUCAAUUUUCCGACAUUAACCAGCGCAUAAUAAAGCGGCCCAAGAAAGAUAAAACCAAACCGGAGGAGAGAGCGUCUGCGAUAAAACGGAAAUCUUCCACAAUUUUGGAGGAACCCAAGGAGAAACAGUUCAUAAACAAACGCGCGGAGCCACCUGAAUACAGUUGCAAAACAGGCAAUGUAUUAGUACGCAAACUACAAAAUUCCACAGACGCCCUAUUGAGCUUAGAAGAUGAUCUUACGAACGAUUUAUUAUUCAGCGACGAACUGAAAAACAGUUACUUGAAAUUUAUAUCUACAGACUUUUACUAUCAUAUUUUAGACGAAAUUAGCUUAGAGGGUUUAGACGGCAUCACAAUAGAAGCAUUUUGGAAACGACUAUCGAUUGCCUUAGAAGGAAAUCUAAUCAUAAACCAUAACAUCAAAAACUUCAUAUGGCAACAUAUAAUAACCUGUAACAGUCACUUACAAAUCUACGAGCUACCCGAACCGAGAAGUAAAUUGGAAAUAUACAAUCGUUUCGAUUAUAUUAACACAGACAUAGGAGUAGUUUUGGAAUUGGCUUAUAAACUACCCGAUAUAUACCCCGUGAAGUUAGUAAGUAACCCGGUCGUGUUGGGAUCUUGUUCUACGUUCGACGAAAGGAUCGAUAUAACCAAUAAAGUGACAAAAUCGACUCUCACCGAUGCGGAAAACAGAUACGGUCUUAAACUAGCCAUCGUAGCCGACCAGAACCUUCGCACGUUAGCCCUAUGCGGGGACCAAAUCGAUCCUCUAAUCUCCUUCCUCAACGCGGAGUUCUGCCUGCUGGAGCGAGUCGGACGCAGCAGGAAACUGGGCGAGCUCACCCAAGGCCACACUUCCAUCGGUUCGGCCUUCGACAUGGACGCCAAAACGGUCUUCCACUACAAGAAACAGCUAACCGCCCGCCGGCUCGUCUCCCACCAAAACUUCUACAUCAAAUCGCCCGUCUACGAUCAAAACAAAGCCGGCUCGCUGCUGCACCUGCAGCGCUUCUACGUCAACGUGCAGACCUACCAGAGCUACCUGGUGGGCGAAAUUAUAAACUUCUUGAAGAAACAGCCGGGGUUUCGCAUCGAGAGUCAUGUAGUGAGAGAGAUGUACUCGGAGAUGUACGCGAACUUCGGGAAGAUCAUGAAGCACGCGGAUUUCAGAAAGUGCGUUACGGUGAAGGUGUACCCGUAUAAAUUGUUGCAUCCGGAGGCUUCGCUCGGCGAAUGUUUGACCAAAGGGAAAAGCGAGAGAUUCGUGUCCUGUUUCCAAUUGAUCGAUCCCUACAUCAACGUGGCGGCGUUUUGCAGGAACGACGACAAAGAUAAAGAGCAUUCCGAUGAUGAUGAUGAUAAAGAAGACGAAGAGCUAUCCGGACAGAUGAUUUACAACAUGGACAGCUUGAGGAACUGCUACUAUCAGAUAUAUUUGAGUGGAGAUAAGGGAUGUAUAGCGAAAGACGUGAGAAAUUCGACGGGAUUCGAUGAUAAUACUGUGAGAUUGAAUUUGAGGAAAUUGAACGAAAAAGGAAUCGUGAAACUCGUUAAAUUCGAUACCGGUACAGUGCGAAGAUACAGGUACACAACUUCGUGUGCAGUAAAACCCGAUGAAUCGUUCAACGAUACAACUCCAAAAACAACGGCUAAAGAAAAAAUACUAGAGAAACAAAGAAUGGCUUUGGUUAAAGCUAGUAAAAGACCUCGUGAGGAACAAAUCGAACCAAUCGUACAAGCGAAUAUCUUACGAACUGAUACACCUUCAAUUUCAUCUUGUAAAUUUCUAGUUACUAAUUUCGAAACUACAAUCAAAACCGAAGCGAUUAACCCAUCGAUAAACUCGGAACUAAUUCUAACCAAGCGACCCGCUCUAAACCUAACAUUCUUCGCUUUAACCAACCCAUCGUUCGACAUCAAUACUAUUAUAAACAACAUCAACGCAGCCGCUAAAAAGUAUCCGGUGACCAGCAACAUCGGAGACCACUACGUUACGAAUCAAUCGAAAAAAUCGAUGAAAACCAUCGCGCUGUUAUUGAGGGCUCAUCUCGACGAGAUCCGAAUAACGGAAGGCCUAACGGAGACCGAAUCCGAUCCGAUCGAAGCGCCUCUACCGGACCUGCGGCAACCGCUCGAACCUCACGCCACUCGAGCCAACAAAGCGAAGCUCGACUACAUGGGGGAGCGCCCCGUGGUGGAGUCGCGCGAACGACAGGAGAACAUAACCAAAGAAAUCGUAUCGUCGACGAAGCCAUUACAGUACAGGUAUAAUAAGGUGUACGAGCGAAUUGAUAACACCCUUACGGAGAGAGUCCUUCAUCGGAUUCAAAUUAUCCUUAAUCUCGUCAACGAAAUGGAGGUGAUCGAAGAGGCUUCGAAGUUGAACAAGCUCAUUUUCGACGCCGAAACUGAGGAGGGUUACGAUAAGAGAAUCGACAGGAAAUCGAUGUACAGGUUGAUGAAGCGGCUGGUGGACGAAGGUUACAUAAAAGUGUUCAAAAUUUCCUUGUACAACGAGAGCAUCAACAAAACCACGGUGUUUAUUUGCCAUCCUAAGGUCGAUCAUAGAGACGAGAGAAUAUCGAACGCUUGCCAGAAAAUCCAAUGGAAAUGUUUCACCAGUUGCGCGGAGAAGUCCACGAAGCCCCACGUACCAGCCGUGCAGAAGAACUUGCAGAAGAUGAUGGGGAAAUCCCCGUUUUCCCAAGCGGAUGUACUGAACAGCAUCAAAGAAAUGAACAGUUUGAACAAAACGAUAGCGAAAGAUUUGAAUAAGAAAAUCAACAAAAACAUAGGACUCACCUACGGGUUUAAACAGAAGUUUACCAGGAUAAGAAUCAUGCACGAGUUCCUCUUCUAUCUAAUAUACGACUACACCGGUACUCAAAAUCCUCUAGCGCUCGACGAUGUGAAUCGUUUGUUCGAGAGCCACCACAUUGAGCUGACGAACAAAGAUUUGAGCGACCUACCGCCGAUUUACAGCGAUGAAAUCGGCUGGAAAAUGUUCGUACCGCCUCUACCGAAGCACACCGGUUGGCCCACCGGUUGGGCGCUCCUCUGCGACAUAAUCCCCCGAUUCCCCCUAUCGGUCUUCCUCAAAUUGUACAACUGCAGCUUCGAAGACGACGAGCUGCUCGGGCUGCUGAAUCAUCCCGUCAAACGGUUCUAUUUGGUGAAAGAUCUCCCCGAAGCCCAACGAAGGGUGCUGUUUUAUAAGAGGAAGUACUCGUGUUGGAUGUACGAGGUUUUGAGCCACCUGGUGUUCUGCGGGCUGGCGCAAUUCGGGCCCCACAAGUACAAGGAGAAGGAGCAGACGUUCUUCUAUUUGAACCGGAGGGCUUCGAUAAAGGACACGAAGGGUAGCGCUCCGGGUUACAAUCAAAUCGAAUGCAAAGAGUAUCCUACUGUGCCGUUUUAUUUCAAUAAAUCCGCCGAUUUGGAGCAGUACUGGCAGACGUUGCAUUACAUAUGUUUGAACACUAAAUUGAACCUCAGGAAACCGGGUAACGUCGUCACGUUGUCCUAUUUGAACACAAAAACCGAAAUAAUCGAAAGCACAGCACCGAGAACAGCAGAGGAAGCGCUCAAACUCGACACCGGCGUGAUACCAGGCGAUGGUAAAGGAGCAGGAGGUUUAGAUUCAUCAUUAUGGUCGCAUUUGAUCAAAAAUUGGUUCUGGCGCGCGCGCAAUCGCUGCCCAACAUCCACCACAAACUUCAACAUCGGCCUCAAAAACGAAGUCUUCAAACAGGUACGACCGAAGUCCAUGUCUUUCGACGAUUCGAGCACCAACACCGGCGCUAAAUUCUUCAUACCGCCCAAACCGAAGGCCUCUCGACGAAAAACCGCCCCGCCGGUGGAGAAGAAGCGGCCGAAACGCCGCCCCAAGUCCUACACGAGGGUGAUAGUGCCCAAAAAGACGUCGAAGAAGGCCAAGCGAGAGUACAACGACGAAUUGGACAAGGUGAUUUUGAAGAAGAUGGAAUCGCGGCGGGUGCGAUGGACGAAACCCGAAGAGGAGCCGGCGAUGCUCUGCAAAAUCGGCGAUAUCAUCAUGAACGGUCGCAGGAAAUAUUCGAAGCAAAUCGUACCGUACACCACCGUGCGCGACGUCCUGCACAGGACCUGUCCUUCGAGCAAAUACAAAACGUCCAGAGCCAUACAGCGUUACUGGAGGGCCAGGAAGCGGUUCUACCUCGGACUCGAGAACAAAGUCGUCAAUUUGUUCAAAUUGAAACCGAUUUCCGAUACUUUCACGCCUCUAUUGGAGAAAAUCGGUUCGCCUAUAGGCAACAAACAAUCAUUCAGACUCACCGACGAACAAACCGCCGCCGCCUACGUGAUAUUAAUGUCAUACAUCGUACGAAACAAACGAAGAAUCUUCGACGCUUUGGAAGGUAACUUGUUCAACCACGAUCAUCUAUCCGACGAGAAUUUGCACCGCACCGAACGAGAAUCCGUUGCGAUCGAUCCCAAAACCAAAAAGUACUCGGACCCGAACAGCGAGUACGACGUGAAGAAGGAAAUCGUGAAAUCGAUCAUACACAGCUCGCUAUCAUCGAAAGAAACCAUCGACCACUCCAAGCACCUGUUCAAAAUCUACAAAAACUAUCCGGACGCUCUAAUCCGCGAGGCGGUCAAUGAAUUACGCGAGCUCAAUCUCCUCUGCUUCAGAUCGAAGCUGAAGGUGGGCAAGAUCUGGGACGUGCCCUUCUCCAUAUCCCAGUACUACGCCUACUUCCAAUUCGGCACCUUCAACGCCACCACCGCCUCCGAAGCCUAUCGCGCAUUCGCCGAUGUAGCGCGCAGGCGCGAACAGCGCGUCGAAUCGUCGCAGCUGGCCGUGCAGAAGAAGCGCUACGGCCAGCUGUUGGGCCUCAACGAGUUCUUCACGAUCGAAGCUCGAACGAAGCUGGUGUUUUACGUCCCUCCCAGCACCGUAGCUUUGAAUCCUGAGAUGGAGGAUCGCGAGGAGCUGGUGCAGGAGUUGGCGCGACGCUAUCGAUCGAAGCUGGCGGCGUUGCAGGAGGAUUUCGAUUUAGAUAGCGAUGGUGUUAGAGUGGAUGAUGGUGAUGAUAGGGAGGUGUCGGAGUGUUUGGUUAAAGGCGAAAGUGUGGUUGAUGGUGGGAAUUCGGAGACGAUUGAUCGUUUGAAGACUUGGGUGUCGGAUUGCAUCGUGGCGAAGAGCGAACGGAGGAGCCCCAGUCCGGAAUUUCCGGCUCGAAACUCUUCUCCCGAUUUCUUAGAAACCAAAGAAGUGGCCAAAGCGAUAGAUGGCGCUGUGCACAAACCUUGGGCGAGGAUACCUACGAUCGAGGAAAUCAAAGAAGGCAUGUUAAAGGCGAAUAUAGACGAUGAGAACAGGAGUAUACCGCACAUCACGGAGCUGAGCGAUUUGCUGUCGAAGAACAUCGCCGAUUCGAAGAUGGACGCGGAGCGAUUGGUGCGCCUCAAAGGUCACUUCAUCAACGAGUUUGUUAGUUUAGAGAAAAUCAUCGUCGACGAUUACGAUGGGCUGCAAACCAACGAGAUCGUGCGACGGGUCGAGUGCCCCGACAGGAACCGAUCGUUGUGGAGCAAAAUCGAAAGAGAUGUUAUCGUCGAUGGGUUCAUCGCGGAGAAGUGUUACGAAGAAUCUGUAAGAGGAUCGGGUGGUGGUGAUGAAGAUGUUGAAUUGGCUACUAAUAUAAUCGAAUUCGCUGCUGGUAAAGAGAGUAUAGGCGCUACGGCUCGCGAAUUACAGGAGGCGUUUUCGCAGCGGGUGAUUCACAGCUCGUUGGUGCGAUUGGUGAAGGUGCUGAUAGAAGUCGGGGUGUUGUAUCAAACGGGCGUGGUGAAUUUGGCGUUUGUGCAUUACAAGUUUCACCAGGCUUGGGUGGUUGAAAAGGAAUGCGUACCGUCGGGUACUGGCGAGGAAAUCACCAAGCAAGCGAGAUCGGUUAGAAUGAAGCUGAGGCCUUGGGUGAGAGUCGACGGGGUGUUGGAUAAGGCGAUUUUGAAAAGUUGGUUGUCUAAUAUUAUGUCGUAUGUUUUGAAUUAUCCGAACGUUUCGUUCGGUACGAUUUGCGGGAAGUACUUUUUUAUCAAACCGGUGGAUUUGUUUUAUAUUGUACAGGUUUUGGAAGAGUUGGGUUGCGUCGAGUUGUUUGUUUACGAUAAAGUGGAAGAGGAUUUGUUCGCGGAGUGGAGUAUACCGAAAAAAAGAAACGCCACGUUUUUGGAUUGCUUAGAAGACAUCAUCAUUCAACCGAGUAACGUUUCUCUGAUACUUUUAGGAUCGUUUUUUUCGAAAGACUCGACUUUGUAA